Messenger RNA from Penicillium mononematosum, 1410 nucleotides. Its product is annotated as Zn(II)2Cys6 transcription factor. The transcript has a single exon. Gene Ontology annotation, cellular component: nucleus. Bases 1 to 1410 code for a protein of 469 amino acids. Gene Ontology annotation, biological process: positive regulation of transcription by RNA polymerase II. Lineage: Eukaryota; Fungi; Ascomycota; Eurotiomycetes; Eurotiales; Aspergillaceae. Gene Ontology annotation, molecular function: zinc ion binding; DNA-binding transcription factor activity, RNA polymerase II-specific; transcription cis-regulatory region binding. The record is from RefSeq and is a predicted model, not a curated record.
AUGCCACGCAGAUUCAACGUCCGAUUCGCCCCGACCACCCAGGUGUCUGUCCAAAAACCCGUCGCCUGUAACCAGUGUCAAUAUUCCGAGAUAGGCACUUCACCCCAGAGAAGUCGUUCCGGCUGCAAGAACUGCAAGAAACGACGGGUCAAAUGCGACGAGACCUUCCCCGUUUGUCUCCGAUGCCAGAAACGAGGCACGGUGUGCGAGUCGGAAAGCUCCUUGCCACAAUGGCAGUUGGAGAUUUCUCCGCUGAUUUUGUCCGACAUCACCUCGCCUUUACAAGUGCGUCUACUGAGGCACUGGUGUGAGAAAGCUAGCCAGAUCAUGGUUUUGGAUCCAGAAUCCAACCCUUUCUCGUUCCCAAUCCUUGAAUAUCUCCACAUUUCCCCCUCUCUCAUGCCAACUAUUCUGAGCAUCAGUGCUGCCCAUGAGCAGUUUUUCAAAAAGGAUUGCCUUGAGACGUGUCUUGAGGAGCGAGGUAAAGCGCUGUUACUUUUGCAAAAGGAGCUGGGUGGACGCCAACAGCCACAUCCGAUUACGUUUAUGAGUGUCUUCAUGCUUGGAAUUAGCACUCCUUGGAUCGAUCCCUCGUCUUCCCAAUUCGGGUAUGAGCACCUCAAUGGAGCAAGGGCGUUGAUUGAGCUGAUUCUAAAUCCAUCUACAAAUACCGACGGCAAAUUCGCACAGUUGGCUCUUGGUACAUAUUUAUACUGGGAUAUGGCGUGCUCAUUCCUUUUGGAACCAAAUCAACAGUUCACAGUCAGCUCAUCGAUUCCGAAAGCAGUGGCAAAGAUUGCAGGGGACUUUCACCCGAUUAUGGGCUACUCGGCUGAGAUCAUGUAUACUCUAGCAAAUCUAGGGCGAUACUGCAGGUCAUUCAUUGAUCUCGGCAUCAGAGACAAAGCGCUAGAGGAAGAAUUCGAAACACGGUUGCUGGCGUGGCGACCAACUACCAAAAAUAAAGAACUCAUUCUGUUGGGUAGUUCUUUCCGAAACCACGGCCUGAUCAAUCUGUACCGAAUCUGCGGACGAACAGGUUGUCGAACUGGAGAAGAUUCAGACAUGGGUAAUUACUCACCUGUCGAGAACACUGAAACAGAGAAGAUCAUCAGGCAAUACGCUCUACAGACAGUCAGAGACUUGAGCCUCAUCCCCACCCAUAACUGGCAUACCAAUAUGCAGGCAAUUUCUCUUCUUACUGCAGGAUCAGAGCUCACGGCAGAUGAUCACCGGGAGCGUGAUAUGGUGGUUGACCGUUUUACUGCUUUGUAUUCAAUCAACCGCUUACCGGGUAACUUGAUGGCGAUUGACAUUCUGCAAGAUGUUUGGCAAGCCCGUGAUUUUGAAAUUACCAUCUCAUGGGUACACAUCAUGCUCCUACGAGGAUGGAGGUUAAGCCUUGGUUGA